UCAGUGGUUCAGUACAGCAGAGAUCCAGCUGUCCAGUUCUAUCUGAACACAUACACAACCAAAAGCGAGAUCCUUGACACUGUCAGAGCUUUGAGGCACAAAGGCGGAAGACCACUCAACACUGGAGCAGCUCUCCAGCACUUGAGGGACAAUGUCUUCACGGCCUCUGCCGGAAGCAGGCGCCUGGAAGGAGUUCCACAGGUCCUGAUAUUGUUCAGGUUUUUAUGUGUCGUCUUCUAUCUUUUCUCAGUUGACACUGCCAAAAAGGAUAUCGUAUUCCUUCUGGAUGGUUCUGAUGGCACAAGGAAUGGCUUCCCUGCCAUGCGUGAUUUUGUUGAGAGAGUGGUGGAGAAACUCAAUGUGGGAGAAAACAAAGACCGUGUCUCUGUGGUCCAGUACAGCAGAGAUGCAGAGUUCUAUCUGAACACAUACACAACCAAAAGCGAGAUCCUUGACACUGUCAGAGGUUUGAGGCACAAAGGCGGAAGACCCCUCUAUACUGGAGCAGCUCUCCAGCACUUGAGGGACAAUGUCUUCACGGCCUCUGCCGGAAGCAGGCGCCUGGAAGGAGUUCCACAGGUCCUGAUAUUGCUAAGUGGUGGAAAGUCUUUUGACAGCGUUGAUGCGCCAGCCUCUGCUCUCAAACAGCUGGGCGUCUUGACCUUUGCAAUUGGAACCAGGGGCUCUGACAGCAGAGAACUGCAGAAGAAAAUGUGUUAUAUCUUAUGUUUCCUAGUGGAGAAAAAGCCAACCGGAAGGGAUUUUGUGUUCUUGUUGGAUGGAUCUGAUGGUACUAGAACUGGAUUUCCAGAUAUGCGAGACUUUGUCCAAAGAGUAGUAGAGACACUCAGUGUGGAUGACAACAAAGACCGUGUGUCAGUGGUUCAGUACAGCAGAGAUCCAGCUGUCCAGUUCUAUCUGAACACAUACACAACCAAAAGCGAGAUCCUUGACACUGUCAGAGCUUUGAGGCACAAAGGCGGAAGACCACUCAACACUGGAGCAGCUCUCCAGCACUUGAGGGACAAUGUCUUCACGGCCUCUGCCGGAAGCAGGCGCCUGGAAGGAGUUCCACAGGUCCUGAUAUUGCUAAGUGGUGGAAAGUCUUUUGACAGCGUUGAUGCGCCAGCCUCUGCUCUCAAGCAGCUGGGCGUCUUGACCUUUGCAAGCGAGAUCCUUGACACUGUCAGAGGUUUGAGGCACAAAGGCGGAAGACCACUCAACACUGGAGCAGCUCUCCAGCACUUGAGGGACAAUGUCUUCACGGCCUCUGCCGGAAGCAGGCGCCUGGAAGGAGUUCCACAGGUCCUGAUAUUGCUAAGUGGUGGAAAGUCUUUUGACAGCGUUGAUGCGCCAGCCUCUGCUCUCAAGCAGCUGGGCUCCGUGGAGGCUGUGGCUAUUGCCGUCACCCCAGAAUCUCCAACUGUACCUGUUGACACUGCCAAAAAGGAUAUCGUAUUCCUUCUGGAUGGUUCUGAUGGCACAAGGAAUGGCUUCCCUGCCAUGCGUGAUUUUGUUGAGAGAGUGGUGGAGAAACUCAAUGUGGGAGAAAACAAAGACCGUGUCUCUGUGGUCCAGUACAGCAGAGAUGCAGAGGUCCAUUUCUAUCUGAACACAUACAACACAAGAGAGGAUGUUAAGAAUUCGGUCAGAGGGCUGAGACACAGAGGAGGCAGACCCCUCAACACCGGGGCAGCCCUCCAGUACGUCAGGGACAACGUCUUUACAAACUCCUCGGGGAGUAGGCGCCUGCAGGGCAUUCCACAGAUGUUGAUCCUGCUAAAUGGUGGAAGGUCUUUUGACAAUGUAGAUACCCCAGCUGCUGCUCUCAAACAGCAGGGCACCGUUGUGAUUGGCAUUGGAACAAGGAGCUCUGACAGUCGAGAGCUGCAGAAGAUAUCGUAUGACCCUAGUUUUGCUCUGUUAGUGUCUGAGUUCACUGACCUCCCCGGUGUCCAAGAAAAGCUCUCUUCUGUAAUGAGCACAGUGCGAGUGAGGCCCACGCCCACAACAACAACAACAACAGUGACUGUGGAGAAACAGCCAACUGGAAGGGAUUUUGUGUUCUUGUUGGAUGGAUCUGAUGGUACUAGAGUGGGAUUCCCAGCUAUGCGAGACUUUGUCCAAAGAGUAGUAGAAACACUCAGUGUGGAUGACAACAAAGACCGUGUGUCAGUGGUUCAGUACAGCAGAGAUCCAGCUGUCCAGUUCUAUCUGAACACAUACACAAGAGUAGUAGAGACACUCAGUGUGGAUGACAACAAAGACCGUGUGUCAGUGGUUCAGUACAGCAGAGAUCCAGCUGUCCAGUUCUAUCUGAACACAUACACAACCAAAAGCGAGAUCCUUGACACUGUCAGAGCUUUGAGGCACAAAGGCGGAAGACCCCUCUAUACUGGAGCAGCUCUCCAGUACUUGAGGGACAAUGUCUUCACGGCCUCUGCCGGAAGCAGGCGCCUGGAAGGAGUUCCACAGGUCCUGAUAUUGCUAAGUGGUGGAAAGUCUUUUGACAGCGUUGAUGCGCCAGCCUCUGCUCUCAAGCAGCUGGGCGUCUUGACCUUUGCAAUUGGAACCAGGGGCUCUGACAGCAGAGAACUGCAGAAGAUAUCCCACGAGCCCAGUUACGUUGUUUCUGUGUCUGAAUUCACUGACCUUCCCAGUGUCCAACAG
Molecule: messenger RNA, 2670 nt
Organism: Toxotes jaculatrix (banded archerfish)
Lineage: Eukaryota; Metazoa; Chordata; Actinopteri; Toxotidae
Product: collagen alpha-3(VI) chain-like
Exons: 10
Source: RefSeq, a predicted model, not a curated record